UGUGCUCUAAAUAUACCGAGGCGCUUAACACUAACAGACCUCCUCAUGUCAUAUUUGACACAACGCUAACAGGCGUCUCCUCCGAGACGGUGAAAUCUAUAAGUGCAGCCCUAGGCAUACCUACGGUUACAGCAUCAUUCGGCCAGGAAGGUGAUUUGAGACAAUGGCGAUCUCUCACAACAGUGAAAAGCAACUACUUACUACAGGUUAUGCCACCAACGGAUAUAAUACCAGAGGUAAUCAGAUCCAUAAUCAUAUACAUGAAUAUCACAAACGCAGCAAUUCUUUAUGACGAGUCAUUCGUAAUGGAUCACAAAUACAAGGCCCUUCUGCAAAAUAUCCCAACAAGGCAUGUGAUUACAGCGAUCGGCAAUGAUCGAGAUAGAGCAGAUCAAAUCGAAAAGCUUAGAAAUCUGGACAUUAAUAACUUUUUCAUAUUAGGGUCCUUUUCGUCAAUAAAGAAAGUAUUAGAGUCCGCCAAACGAGAAUUUUUCGAGAGAAAUUUUGCCUGGCAUGCCAUAACACAGUUCCAAGGAGAGUUAUCCAGCAAUAUUGAAAACGCUACCAUCAUGUUACUUCGGCCUGUAUCAGACAGUAGAAGCAAAGAUCGCUUGGGAGUGAUUAGGACUACUUACAACAUGAAACAGGAACCACAGAUUACUACUGUAUUUUAUUUCGAUCUUGCACUGCGGACAUUUCUUGCAAUUAA
Ochlerotatus camptorhynchus is the source of this 709-nucleotide messenger RNA. RefSeq names its product ionotropic receptor 25a-like. The record is from RefSeq and is a predicted model, not a curated record. The transcript is spliced from 3 exons. NCBI's taxonomy places the organism in Eukaryota, Metazoa, Arthropoda, Insecta, Diptera, Culicidae. The annotation marks the transcript as partial.